AUGGCGCGGCAUACUCUCACCAUUCGACCGUAUAGAAAAUCGUUCCCAACCAACGAAGUAAAAGCCUGCAAGAACUAUUCGAUUCGUAGCUGCCAGAUACCAACGCUCCACUUGGAGCUGUCAGUUUGA
Colletotrichum paranaense is the source of this 129-nucleotide messenger RNA. RefSeq lists its product as uncharacterized. The record is from RefSeq and is a predicted model, not a curated record. Bases 1 to 129 code for a protein of 42 amino acids. The transcript has a single exon. Lineage: Eukaryota; Fungi; Ascomycota; Sordariomycetes; Glomerellales; Glomerellaceae.